This is a messenger RNA of Mangifera indica (mango), 6608 nucleotides long. RefSeq names its product putative pentatricopeptide repeat-containing protein At5g09950. The transcript is spliced from 4 exons. NCBI's taxonomy places the organism in Eukaryota, Viridiplantae, Streptophyta, Magnoliopsida, Sapindales, Anacardiaceae. The record is from RefSeq and is a predicted model, not a curated record. Gene Ontology annotation, molecular function: protein binding; zinc ion binding; RNA binding. Bases 140 to 3355 code for a protein of 1071 amino acids. Gene Ontology annotation, biological process: RNA modification.
AGCCAGGUGAGCCUAAAACUACAAUCAAAUCAUUUAAUAUCGGAAGCCAAGCCAUAACUCACUCUCAUUCGAAACACUGCAAGGCGCCAAAAAGCAUGAGCAAAACUUCCCAGUUCCACUCUCAAGUCUCAAUUGUCCCAUGUUUCGCUUCUUGUUAUGCACACAUAAGCGCAAGCGUAGUCUUUCGACGUUCACUGUCUCAUGUUUUACUACACAAAACACAAGCAACCCUCUUCUCUUCAAUCUCCAGAACCCGAAACCUCAUAGCACAAACUCUCCAAUCCCAUUAGAAAACUUAACUAAUCAGCACAAAACAUCGCAAUUAGUGUCGAAUGCACCAAACUCAGUGUCAUCUUUGUCGCAUUUGAGCUUCGAUUUGUGUGAAUAUUUGGUUAGUACUUACAAGGAUUCUAAUUGCCUAAAAGAUGCUAAACUCUUUCAUUUGCAAAUUUUGAAACAUGGGUUUGCUUAUGAUGUGUUUUUAUGCAAUACCCUUGUAAAUGUUUAUGUUAGAGUCCGUGAUUUGGUGUCUGCAAGUAAGUUGUUCGAUGAAAUGCCGGAUAAGAACUCAGUUUCUUGGGCUUGCCUGGUUUCUGGUUAUACACAAAAUGGGAUGUUUAACGAGGCAUGUAAGGUGUUUAAAGAUAUGGUUUCUGCGGGGGUUUUGCCAAAUCAUUAUGCUCUUGGUAGUGCUCUUCGAGCUUGUCAGGAGUCUGGACCAAGCGGGAUUAGAUUUGGGAUGCAAAUUCAUGCUUUCGUUUUGAAAUCUAAGUAUGCAUUUGAUGUUGUAUUUAACGUAUUGAUAUCAAUGUACGGGAGUUGCAUGAAGUGUGUUCAUUGUGCUCAUCGUGUUUUCGAGGAGAUAGAUAUUAAGAAUUUGAUAUCUUGGAAUUCUAUAAUAUCAGUUAAUUCACAAAGAGGAGAUGCAGUUUCUGCUUUUGAUCUUUUCUCAAGCAUGCAAAGAGAUGGUUUGGGGUAUGGCUUUAGACCUAAUGAGUAUACAUUUGGAAGCUUAAUAACUGCUGCUUAUUCUUCUGUUGAUUUUGGUUCAUGUUUGCUUGAGCAGAUGCUGACUAGGGUUAAGAAGUCAGGUCUUUUAUCAGAUUUAUAUGUGGGUAGUGCUUUGGUUAGUGGGUUUGCUAGGGUUGGGUUUUUUGAUUAUGCAAGGAAGAUUUUUGAGCAGAUGAGUCAGAGGAAUGUGGUCUCCAUGAAUGGCUUGAUGGUUGGAUUAGUAAGGCAGAAACGUGGAGAAGAAGCAACUGAGGUUUUUAAGGAGAUGAAAAACUUAGUUGAUUUAAAUAUUGAUUCCUAUGUGAUCUUAUUAAGUGCUUUUACUGAAUUUUCUCUGUUGGAGCAAGGGAGAAGAAAGGGUAAAGAGUUUCAUGGACAUGUAAUCAGAAAUGGUUUAUUUGGUAACAAGGUUGCAGUUGGAAAUGGACUUGUUAAUAUGUAUGCAAAAUGUGGUGCUAUUGAGGAUGCUAAAUCAGUAUUUGCACUCAUGGACGAAAAAGAUUGUGUCUCAUGGAAUAGCAUGAUAUCUGGUCUUGACCAAAAUGAGUGUUUUGAAGAAGCAGUCAUGUGCUUCUGUGCAAUGAGAGAAGAUGGAUUGAUACCUUCAAAUUUCACGCUGAUCAGCUCUCUGAGUUCGUGUGCAAGCUUGGGUUGGAUCAUGCUGGGACGGCAAAUCCAUGGUGAAGGGCUAAAAUUAGGACUUGAUUUGGAUGUUUCUGUUUCAAAUGCUCUUCUUUCUAUGUAUGGCGAUACUGGAUGUCUUGCUGAAUGCUUGAAACUUUUCUCAUUGAUGCCUGAAUGUGAUCGAGUUUCAUGGAAUUCUGUGAUUGGGACGUUAGCUAAUUCAGAGGGUUCAGUUUCUGAUGCUGUAAAAUAUUACUUGGGCAUGAUGCGUGCUGGAUGCACUCUUAACAGAGUAACUUUCGUAAGUAUUCUUGCAUUAGCAUCCUCUCUUUUACUUGGCAAAUUGGGCCACCAAAUACAUGCUCAAGUGAUAAAAUAUCAUUUAGCAGAUGACACUACAAUUGAGAAUGCACUUCUGGCAUGCUAUGGGAAGUGCGGAGAGAUGGAUGAAUGUGAGAAAAUAUUUUCUAGAAUGUCUGAGAGAAUGGAUGAUGUCAGUUGGAAUUCAAUGAUUUCAGGGUACAUACAUAAUGAACUCUUGCCAAAGGCCAUGGAUUUAGUCUGGUUUAUGAUGCAGAGAGGACAGAGAUUGGAUCGUUUCACCUUUGCCACUGUUCUUAGUGCUUGUGCCUCUGUUGCAACAUUAGAGCGAGGGAUGGAAGUCCAUGCUUGUUCCAUAAGAGCAUGUUUAGAAUCUGAUGUUGUGGUUGGCAGUGCAAUAAUUGACAUGUACUCCAAAUGUGGAAGAAUAGAUUAUGCUUCAAGGUUUUUUGAUAUGAUGCCUGCAAGGAAUGUAUAUUCUUGGAAUUCAAUGAUAUCGGGUUAUGCACGUCAUGGACAUGGAGACAAAGCUUUAAGCCUUUUUUCGCAAAUGAAGUUAAAUGGUCCUUUACCGGAUCACGUAACUUUUGUUGGAGUCUUAUCAGCUUGCAGUCAUGCAGGGUUGGUUAAUGAAGGAUUUAAACAUUUUAAAUCCAUGAGUCAAGUAUAUGGACUGGCUCCUCGGAUGGAACACUUUUCAUGUAUGGUGGAUCUCCUUGGCCGGGCAGGUGAACUUGAUAAGAUAGAAGACUUUGUUAACGCGAUGCCUAUCAAGCCUAAUAUUCUUAUUUGGAGGACGGUGUUAGGGGCUUGCUGCCGUGCAAGCGGUCGCAACACAGAGUUAGGUUGGAAGGCUGCAAAUAUGCUAUUUGAGAUGGAACCUCAAAAUGCCGUGAACUAUGUACUGUUAGCUAACAUGUAUGCUUCUAGGGGGAAAUGGGAAGAUGUGGCAAAGGCUAGAAUGGCAAUGAGGGAAGCUGAAGUUAAAAAAGAAGCUGGUUGCAGUUGGGUGACCAUGAAGGAUGGUGUCCAUGUUUUUGUGGCUGGUGACAAAUUACACCCUGAGAAAGACUUGAUUUAUGAAAAACUCAAAGAACUUAACCAGAAGAUGAGGGAUGCUGGAUAUGUGCCCCAGACAAAAUAUGCACUGUUUGAUCUUGACGCAGAGAGUAAGGAAGAAGUCCUGAGCUAUCACAGUGAGAAAAUUGCAGUUGCAUUUGUCCUAACUCGCUGUUCAGGAUUACCCAUUCGGAUAAUGAAAAAUCUUCGCAUUUGUGGCGAUUGCCAUUCUGCCUUUAAAUUUAUAUCAAAGAUUGUAGGUCGGCAAAUAGUACUACGAGAUUCCAACAGAUUUCAUCAUUUUAAUGAUGGUAAAUGUUCGUGCGGAGAUUACUGGUAGUCGACAGUUCAAGAUUAGUUGAGGACCUGGAUAUAAUAGAUGAAGGCUUAAUGUAGGAUUCUUCACAUGGGGGAGAAAAGAUGAAACAUUUUCAACAUUUUUUAAAACAUACAGUGUUAUUAAUAAUAAGAGAAGUCUCUCCAUCUGGCCAUGGAUUCAGUCUUCUCCAAUCUCCCGGUGCAUUAUUAUUUGAGAUUUCAUGCAAGAGUUGAAGUAGCUAAAACCUGACCUUUCUGUAGAGAAAAUUCUUUGAGGUUCAUCCAUUAUUUUAUCUGUCAUUUAUGGAAAGAUUGAUGUUAUAUGAACGUAGUUCUGGUGGAAUAUAUAUUAUUUUAUUUUUAAUUUAAAAUUAUUAUUUUAAAAUAAAUUAAAUUUAUUUUAAAAAAGUUAUCUUGCCAUGUCAUCAACUAAGAAAUGACGUGAACAUAGUGACAUGGUAGAAUUAGAACUGGAUUUUCAGACCUAGGUUGGGGCCGCAGUGCUACACCGGGCUUUGCUCAUAACGAACAUAACUGGACCUUCGUUGACUGAUUGUAAGCGGAAAAACUUCGACGGCGAUGAAUAUUGAACCCAAAGCACUGCCUGCCAAGAGAGAAAAACUAAAGUUACGUGAAAUGGGUUUCUCGUCCAGCUUCUUCACUGUACUUGAAACAGAAUAUAAUAACUUGCAGGUGGUCUUUGCUGCACUACGUUGUCAGAAACUGAGAAAGUGGAAGGGCUAUUUGAGGGAGUUUCUGCAGUAUUUUUGCUGCAUGAGGGUUUGAAACUGGGACUACAUUUUCAUUUUCCUGAAGAAAGGGCAACAAAGCCAACCACUAACAUCUGGAUUUGAUGUCAGCAGUGUCUAUGUGGAGAUAGGAAAUGUUAUAUUAAGUACGAAGGAGAUGAUCAGACAUCAGCAAGUAAAGACAGAGGCACUGUCAUCCAUGUCAUUCCCAGAAGCUGCCUUCACACCUCAUGUGGGUCAGAUAUUCAAAAGUGAUGAUGAGGCUUUUGAAUACUACAGUAAUUUCGCAAGGAAGAAUGGAUUUUCAAUCAGAAAAGCAUGCUUAACUGAAAGCCAAAAUUUAGGUAUCUACAGGAGAGAUUUUGUUUGUUAUCGUUCUGGAUAAUCAACAGUGAAAACAGGCAAAUGUGGAGCAUCCUAGGGAUCGAAAGUUAGUAUGAUGUGGAUGUGAUGCAAAGUUGUAUUUGACAACGGAAAUUGUUGAUGGUGUCACUCAGUGGUAUGUUUCACAAUAUAGUAAUGUUCAUAACCAUGAAUUAUUGGAAGAUGACCAAGUGCGUUUGCUUCCUGCAUAUCGGAAGAUACAGGAGGCAGACCAAGAAAGGAUUCUUUUACUCUCCAAAGCUGGGUUUCCUGUGAAUAGGAUAGUUAAGGUGUUGGAACUGGAAAAGGGGAUUCAACCUGGCCAGUUGCUUUUAUAGAGAAGGAUGUGAGAAACUUUGUUCGGAUUUGUAAGAAGACUGUUUAGGAAAAUGAUGCAUUGCUUGUGGAAAAAGGGGAGAAUGAUAUGCUGGAACUUCUUGAUGCCUGCAAGGCUAUGGCAGAGAGGGAUGUGGAUUUUGUUUGACUAUACAACUGAUGAAAGUGAUAAAGCUGAAAAUAUUGCUUGGUCAUAUGGAGAAUCUGUCCAUGCUUAUGCGCUGUUUGGAGAUGUGGUUACAUUCGACUCCACUUAUCGUUCUAUCACCUAUGGAUUGCUUCUAGGAGUUUGGUUUGGCAAGAAUAAUCAUGGUAAUGCAAUUUUUUGGGUGUGUAUUGCUGCAAGAUGAAAGUUCUCAGUCAUUCACAUGGGCAUUACAGGUUUGUGGACACAAAUUCUUGUGAUACAAUGACCUCAAUCUUCAUCUGCCUUUUUAUGAUGUUCUUCUUUUGAACAGACUUUUGUCCACUUUAUGAGAUGAAGACGUCCACAGACAAUUCUGACAGAUAUAGAUUCAGGGUUGUGGGAUGGUAUAGCUAGGGAAUUGCCAAAUACUAAACAUUUUAUUUAUAUAUGGCGUAUCCUGUCCAAAUUUUCUUGUUGGUUCACUCUGCCUCUUGGAUCACAGUUUGAAGAAUUUAAAGCUGAGUUUAAUAUGUUGUGUCACCUGGAGAAUGUAGAAGAUUUUGAACACCAGUGGAACCUUUUGGUUGCUCGUAUUGGACUUGCUUCAGAUAAGCACAUAGCUUUACUCUUCUCAUAUCGAGCAUUGUGGCCAUUUUCCUAUACUAGAGGUUACUUUCUGGCCCGUGCAAUGACAGCAGAGUUUUCUCAAUCUUUGGAUAUUUUCUUGAAAAAAAUCUUGAGUGGACAAACAUGUUUGCCAGUUUUCUUUGGGCAGGUUGGUGCUGCUGCUAACUUUGGUAAUUUAUCCAGAGAAGGAAUUCAGUAUAUGCAUAUCAAAACUUGCAUGCCUAUUGAAGAGCAUGCCCGAAGCAUUCUUACUCCAUGUGCCUUCCGCAUAUUACAACAUGAAAUUAUGCUUUCCAUGCAGUAUGCAACAACUGAAAUGGCUAAUGGUUCAUAUCUGGUGCAGCAUUACAAGAAAAUGGAUGGCGAGUAUCUUGUGAUUUGGAUACCUGAGGAUGAGCAAAUUCAUUGCUCAUGUAAGGAAUUUGAACAAUCGGGAAUAUUGUGUAGGCAUUCUCUUUGAGUCUUUGUAGUGAAUAACUGCUUUCAACUCCUGGAAAAAUACCUUCUCCUUCAUUGGCGACUUGAGAGCUCAUUAGUUCCUAUGGGAGAUCAGCGUGCUCUAGGUAGCAGUGAUCAGUGUGCCGAGGCCUUUCAUUCUCUUGCUUCAUCUCUGUUGACAGAAUCAUUGCUAUCCAGAGAACGUUUUAGUUAUGUCCAUAGAGAACUUACUGAGCUUCUUGAUCAUGUCAGAAGUUUGCGUUUGAGUGACGAAUAUGUUGUGAAUAUGGCAGCUAACAAUGUCAGUGAAUCAUAGGUUUGGCAAAGUUCAAAUGGAGAUUAAUAUAGCUGCUCUCAGAAACUUGUCAUUAAAAAAUCCAAGGGAUGCCUGAAAGAUGAUAUACGGAGAGGUAUCAAGGGCAGAAUUCAAGGUCAGUAACUAAUGUGAAUAAUUUUUCACUUUCGACUGUAGGCAAACAAAAUGAGGCUGUCAAAUACAGAUUCUUCAUUGUUCUGGACGGGCCAUUCUAGAUUUUCGCACAGAUUUUUUUUUUUUAACAAUUUAUUGUAUUUACAUGAAUGACAGUAGGAUUCACAUUUUAGAGAUAUUGAAUUUUUUAUUUUUUUUAACUGUA